Messenger RNA from Agrilus planipennis (emerald ash borer), 1676 nucleotides. RefSeq names its product zinc finger protein 664-like. Gene Ontology annotation, biological process: regulation of transcription by RNA polymerase II. Gene Ontology annotation, cellular component: nucleus. Lineage: Eukaryota; Metazoa; Arthropoda; Insecta; Coleoptera; Buprestidae. The record is from RefSeq and is a predicted model, not a curated record. Bases 15 to 1337 code for a protein of 440 amino acids. Gene Ontology annotation, molecular function: RNA polymerase II transcription regulatory region sequence-specific DNA binding; DNA-binding transcription factor activity, RNA polymerase II-specific. The transcript has a single exon.
AGUACCUAUUGUCUAUGACGCAAGUUAUUUUCAGGACUGAAUCAGACGAUGACGACGAAGAAUUUGUUAUAAGAACAAGAAGAAGUACAAGACGUCGAAAAAUUGCGAAAGGUAGAUCUUUGAAAAAGACAGCAACCCAGAAAAAGAAGAUGAAAACUAAAAAAGACAGUGCCGAUCCCAUCGAAAUCGUUACCGUUAAAAAGGAAGAAGGGACCGAAGGUAUCGAUAAGAACAAGAUCAUAAAAUGCAAAUACUGCAAUAACAUUUACGUUAACGAAAAGUGGUUUCGUUAUCACAUGAUGCGAGAAGAACGAUUAUAUUACUGUCACGAGUGCGAGUAUUUGGAAAAAAUGACCAAAGCCGAACUUAUCGAACAUUGUCUGGUGCACGGGAUCGACUAUAAAAGUUCGAAGAAUUUUUUCCGUCGAGCCAAAUCGAAGAGACCGCGUAUUAAACGACCCGAACGUUCGUUUUGUGAAAUAUGUUCCGCGGAAUUCGACACGAAAGACGAACUAGAAAAGCAUUACGACGACUUCCACGAGAAUCACUACGUGUGCGAAGUUUGUAACGCGGGCUUCAAGAAAAUCGUCGACUACACCCUUCACAUGUACUCGCACAGCGAAGACAAACUCUUCAAAUGUCCCCUGUGCCAUUUCACAUCGACCAAAGGUUAUAUAAUCAAGGCCCAUCUUCAAUCGGUGCACGAACAGUUCAAAAAGUACAAGUGCGAGCUUUGCGGCAAAGGUUUCUCGACUUAUACUCACUUCGAAGAACACAAAUACUUCCAUAGCGGCGAGAGACCUUUCCAAUGCGACAUAUGCGGCGCGAAAUUCAUGUACUCGAGGUAUCUGAACUCGCACAAGAGAUAUCAACAUCAGUUCGCCAAAGACGAGGAAUUAAAGUGUUCGGUAUGCGGCAAAAUAUGUACGACCACCAGGUCGUUAAGUAACCAUCAGCGCGUUAGACAUCCGAAAGACUUACUGGUAUGUCACUUUUGUGGCAAAACGUUUCGAGGAAAACAAAACCUUCUGUUACAUUCGCGAAUUCACACGGGCGAAAAGGCGUAUACCUGUUCUUAUUGCGGUAAGAAAUUCAGUCGGAGAGGUUACAUGUUAGAACACGAGAGGAUUCAUACCGGAGACAAACCGUUCAAGUGUCCGCAUUGUAACAAAGGCUUCUCGCAACGCACCAGUAUGGUCAUUCAUUCUAGAAAGCAUACAGGAGAGAGGCCCUACGUGUGUCAUAUUUGCGGGAAAGGUUACGCCUCGAGAAACAUGCUUACAAAUCACUUAAGGACUUGCAAGGGUAGUUCAGAAACGAAACUUAAAAUAGCAUGAGUAACAAAAGGUUCUGUUUGAUGAACUAGGUUUCGAUGGACUUUUUACUAUUCGGGGAGUUAUUUUGACUGUGUCCUAAUAUGAAUAAGUUUAUUUAGACACUAUGAAUCGUGAAAAUCUUUUGCUGUUGAUAUCUAUAUUACUUCUUAUAAAAAGCUUUUAGAGUUUCAUCGAAACCCUUGUUGUUUUUUUCAUUGUCUAUAUAGAUUUUUGAAAUUUUUCUCCAUUUCAACAAUAUUGUUACAUACAUUUCUUGACAUCAUUUUACAAGAUAUUGUUAUUUCGGAAAUUAAUUUAAUCCACAUAUUCUUAGAUAAUUUUUCCAUAAACUUUUCCUGU